CUCCCAGAGACCUCGGUUUUGCACAAGCCGGCCUUGAAAUCAGAGCCUUUCGAACAACUCGGAGAGCGUGUGCUCGGCGACCGCGGGCUUGGCCAGCGGCGUGCGCUCGGCGCCCGGCGCCCCGAGCCCCACGCGCGCUGGGCGGGCGCCAUGGAGGAGGGCUCCAGCUCGCCCGUGUCCCCCGUGGACAGCCUGGGCACCAGCGAGGAGGAGCUCGAGCGGCAGCCCAAGCGUUUCGGCCGGAAGCGGCGCUACAGCAAGAAGUCGAGCGAAGAUGGCAGCCCGACCCCGGGCAAGCGCGGCAAGAAGGGCAGCCCGAGCGCGCAGUCCUUCGAGGAGCUGCAGAGCCAGCGCAUCCUGGCCAACGUGCGCGAGCGCCAGCGCACCCAGUCGCUCAACGAGGCCUUCGCCGCGCUGCGCAAGAUCAUCCCCACGCUGCCCUCCGACAAGCUCAGCAAGAUCCAGACGCUGAAGCUGGCCGCCAGGUACAUAGACUUCCUCUACCAGGUCCUGCAGAGCGACGAGAUGGACAAUAAGAUGACCAGCUGCAGCUACGUGGCCCACGAGCGCCUCAGCUACGCCUUCUCCGUGUGGCGCAUGGAGGGCGCGUGGUCCAUGUCCGCCUCGCACUAGCGCCGCGCCACCCACGUCCGGACCGGCGCGCCAGGCACCGUCAGCCACAUGGUGUUGUGCAGCCAGCACUGAGACCCCAGAGAGCGCAGCGGGCUGGUGGAUGUUUGUUUUGGGAAUCCAGCCAGAAGCGCCCAGGAGGACUCAGAAGAAAUCCCAAAGAAUCUGAGUGGGAAGGGCGAGUGCCGAAGACAAAGGGGCCGUGGUUGCUGCUGUGCCUGCUCCUGGUCCCCUGGUCCCGGCAAAGACACCCACCAGGGAGGGGGACAGACUCCCACCAGCUGCCGAGAGGGCUCCAGAGGGAGACAGAAGGGCAGGACUCUGGUUGCGGGCCGCUCCCCUCGUUAAGGUGUGCAAUCCACCUGAUGGGAACAGGACUCCCACACAAGCCAGACUCGUGUCGUCUCAGGCCCCCGUCCAUCCUUCACCACCGCUGGUCCCCCUGCAGCUGCAGAGCAGACACACUUUGAUUCAUUAGCACCUUAUUCACAUUUGCAGCCCAGCAGAGCUUUCCCAGGGGACAAAGAGUCCAUGUCCACCACUGCGUGCCCGGGACCUUGGGACCAGCACUCCCAUCACGACAGCCCUUUGUCCAACUCGUCUCCAGAAACGUCAUCCAGGUGACAUGAGCUAAGUUGUCACCCCUGGGGACACAGUGCCCCUCACCCCGUCCUUCUCACGUCUCUGAAGCUCGUUGGGCGUGGGUGUCACCGUAGUCCCCCACUCAU
Messenger RNA from Rhinolophus ferrumequinum (greater horseshoe bat), 1358 nucleotides. RefSeq names its product twist family bHLH transcription factor 2 (gene TWIST2). Gene Ontology annotation, biological process: regulation of transcription by RNA polymerase II; developmental process. The coding region runs from base 151 to 633 and encodes 160 amino acids. The record is from RefSeq and is a predicted model, not a curated record. The transcript has 2 exons. NCBI's taxonomy places the organism in Eukaryota, Metazoa, Chordata, Mammalia, Chiroptera, Rhinolophidae. Gene Ontology annotation, molecular function: RNA polymerase II transcription regulatory region sequence-specific DNA binding; DNA-binding transcription factor activity, RNA polymerase II-specific; protein dimerization activity.